CUUUUGCAUAAUGACACAAAAAUUUUUUUUCUGAAGCAUAUGCCCGUGGUCAUAUUGCCUCCAUGCCAUGUUAUUUCUGAAUUAGAAUUAUGUGUGAGUAUACUAUCCAUGUUCACAGUGAAUUAGAAACAGAUUUUUACUUAAAACUUACUCCAUUCAUUUGAGAAGUAAAUGUUACUAAGGUUAAGUCCAUGAGUGGGGUUUCAAAAUAUAUCUUAUUAUUGAUUUUUGAAUGUUUAUUAUAAGUAUUAUUUAUUGCUGCAUGGCAAACAUGCUAACAUUGGAGGGGACAUCCAUUUCUUCAGAAGUCACUGUUUGAUACACCACCAGUUUUUUUCUCCCAAUUUCAGGAGAAAAAGGCAGUGCUUCAAAGAGUGGGAAAUCUCUCCACUACCAAGGUUCACCUUUCCACAGAAUUGUCAAAGAUUUUAUGAUCCAAUCUGGAGAUUUUGUCAAUGAUGAAAAUUUCAUCAUCAAGCAUGACCGUCCCUUUCUUCUGUCCAUGGCAAACCGUGGUAAAGAUACCAAUGGAUCGCAAUUCUUUAUAUUGACAAAGCCUGCUCCUCAUUUAGAUGGGAAACAUGUGGUUUUUGGCCAUGUCAUCAGAGGACAGGAUGUUGUAAUAGCUAUUGAGAACCAGAAGACAGAUGAAAAUAAUCGUCCUAUCAAUGAGGUUAAGAUAACCAGCUGUGGAGAGCUUAUUUUGCAGAUUAAACAAAAAGCCAAGAAGAAAAAAGAUACCAAAUCUUCAGAAUCUGAAUAUGCAAGUAGUUCCAGUGAAUCAGGAAGUGAAUCUGAGGAUGAUCAGAAAAAUAUAGAAAAAAAAAAAAGGACAAAAAGAAAAAAGCAAAGAAGAGGAGAAAAGAAAAAAAGAAAAUUAAGAAUGCUGAAAGAGAAAUGCCAGAAAGCCAGAUUUUUUCCACUGUAAGACCAGAGGAGAUUCCAGAUGUCCCAGUAUCCAGAUUUCUGUUCAGAGGCAGCCCACCCAAAGAAGGUGACAGGUAAUAGGAACCCUGUAGAUGUAUUUUGUGAACAAAAGAACUUAAAGUGAAAAAUUAAGCCCUAGUUUUACUUUGAACCUCUUGAAAAGGUCUUCGGGGGUGUUAUGUCACAACAGCUUUGACCUUUCAUAAACCUUCAGUAUUUUGCCUAUCUGCAACUCCCAAUUUUUUAUUUAAUUGAUUAAACCGAUUACCAUAAUAGUUCAG
Molecule: messenger RNA, 1208 nt
Organism: Lingula anatina
Lineage: Eukaryota; Metazoa; Brachiopoda; Lingulata; Lingulida; Lingulidae
Product: peptidyl-prolyl cis-trans isomerase G
Biological process (GO): protein peptidyl-prolyl isomerization; protein folding
Cellular component (GO): cytoplasm; mitochondrion
Molecular function (GO): cyclosporin A binding; peptidyl-prolyl cis-trans isomerase activity
Source: RefSeq, a predicted model, not a curated record